UUUGAUUUUUUUUUUACGGUCAUACUUUGUAUUGCUGCUGCGCAUCUGUGCUGUACGGAGUCCUGUUAUUAUCUGUUACAUGUUACUCAAGUGUUUUGUGCAGAGUUUUAAGAAUGAGUGAAGCAGAAGAAGACAUUCAUGAGCUGGACUCAGAAACAGAGAAUGGAGAUGUUGAGAUGGGUUUAAUGUCUGAAGUGGAUUAUUCUGAACAGGUGCCAACAUACAAAUCUAGACCAGAUGGUGAAGCUGCGCCAAAAGUGAAAAAGGUUGAUUUCAAUGGAAACCCAGACUCGCUGUUUUUCAACGAUGGAAUGAGAAGGAUUGACCUUGUUUUGGUCUAUGAGGAUGAGUCUAAAAAUCCAUCAGAGAAAAAAGGCUCAGUUUAUAGGAGAAAACAAAGACGAAGAGAGUGUUUUGAAGGAAGCCUGAUGGAUUUUGGUGUGGAAUUGGAGGCGACACAAUCCGUGAUCGAUGAGAAAAUGUUCUAUGUGAAACUGCACAUGCCUUUUGAAACGCUGUGUUCUUACGCUGAAGUCCUGCAUAUCAGACUGCCCAUCCAGCCCAAUGAUCUGGCCCCAGAAUCCUCCGGGUACAACUGCCUCACCAAGCACUUCUACCCCAGCGAAGACGUCAUUGCUAAGGAGACGAACUACUUCACGGCCCCCUUCAGGAAGGAUCAGCUGAACCGCUUUUGCGUGAAGGACAGAGAUCAGUUCUUCACGCCAGCCAUGAGGAGCAGAAUGGCGUACUACGUCCUCAACCGAGCUCCGUAUGAUGUCAAAGGAAACGUGAGGAAGUAUGGCUUCUCCAAACUGCUGAACGGAGGCGUGUACAAAGAUGCGUAUCCAUUACAUGAUUGCAGAUUUAAUGUGAAGUCUAAAGAGCCCAGUUGCCCAAAUGAACGAUUUCUGCUUUACAACGAGUGGGCGAAUCCCAAGAGCUUCUACAAGAUGCAGCCGCUGAACCUGAUCAGGAAGUAUUUCGGCGAGAAGAUCGGCAUUUAUUUUGCCUGGUUGGGUUUCUACACGGUCAUGUUGUCCCUCGCUGCUGCAGUCGGCCUCGGCUGUUUCAUAUACGGAUUCAGAACCAGAGAGAGCAGCACAUGGAGCAAAGAGGUGUGCGACCCUGAGGUUGGUGGACAGAUAGUCAUGUGCCCGCAGUGUGAUAAAGACUGUCCGUACUGGAGGCUGAACAUCACAUGUGAGUCCUCUAAAAGACUGUGUGUAUUUGAUAACUAUGGGACAUUAGUGUUUGCUGUUUUCAUGUCUGUUUGGGUGACACUGUUUUUGGAGUUCUGGAAACGGUACCAGGCCGUGCUGGAGCACGAUUGGGACACGGUGGAGUUUCUUCAGCAAGAGGAACAGCCACGACCCGAAUAUGAGGCCAAAUGCAUCCAUGAAAGAAUAAACCCUAUUACAAAGUCUAAUGAGAAGGUGCCGUACACGGCCUGUGGGAAGUGCGUGAGAGUGUCAUGUGGCAUCAGCACUGUGUUAUUCUGGAUUCUGUUGAUCAUAGCAUCAGUGGUUGGGGUGAUCGUGUAUCGCUUGGCGAUGUUUCUUGUUUUCUCUACGAGGCUGCGCUCGGAUAUGAACAAUCACAAGGAGCUGGAGCCGUUCAAAGAGUACGUCACCCCUCAGAUGGCCACUUCCAUCACAGCCUCCAUCAUCAGCUUCAUCCUCAUCAUGAUUCUCAACAACGUCUACGAAAAAGUAGCCAUCUGGAUCACAGAUUUCGAGCUGCCGCGGACCAAAACGGAGUACGAGAACAGCCUGACGCUGAAGAUGUUCCUCUUUCAGUUUGUGAACUAUUACUCGUCCUGUUUCUACAUCGCUUUCUUCAAAGGAAAGCUGGUGGGCUACCCGGGACAGCCCGUCUACUGGUUCGGGCAGUUCCGCAACGAGGAGUGUGAUCCUGGCGGCUGCCUGACUGAGCUGACCACUCAGCUGUCAAUCAUCAUGACCGGAAAGGCCGUCUGGAACAACAUACAAGAAGUCCUUCUGCCGUGGGUGAAGAAUCUGAUAUUUCGUCGUUGCACCCAGGUGGGUUCAGAAAAAGAGAUUCCUCGCUGGGAGCAGGACUAUCAACUCCAGCCAAUAGGAAAGCUCGGCCUGUUUUAUGAAUACCUGGAGAUGGUGAUCCAGUUUGGAUUUGUGACUCUGUUUGUGGCGUCGUUCCCGUUGGCUCCUCUCCUGGCGCUGAUCAACAAUCUGUGUGAAAUCCGUGUGGACGCCUGGAAAAUCACUACUCAGUUCCGUCGGAUAGUCCCGGAAAAGGCCCAGGACAUUGGAGCCUGGCAGCCGAUCCUACAGGGAGUGGCGAUUCUCGCAGUGGCCACAAAUGCUGCCAUCAUUGCCUUCACUUCGGACAUGAUUCCUCGGCUGGUUUAUUACUGGGCGUUUUCUGUGAACCCUUACACCGGCGGCUCAGACCACACCAUGGCCGGCUUCAUCAACAGCUCGCUGUCUGUAUUCAACGUCGCAGACUUCAGUGAAAAGAGCGAACCAAAUAAUGAAACCACACAGCACUGGCCCAACAUCACCACAUGCCGGUAUCGAGAUUUCAGGAAUCCUCCAAGUCAUCAUAAUCAAUAUGAGUUCAACAUAUAUUAUUGGCACGUUAUUGCUGCCAAACUGGCUUUUAUGAUUGUUGUUGAGCACAUCGUUUAUUUCACAAAAUUCAUGCUGUCCUACAUAAUACCGGAUGUGCCGGAAGCGCUGAAAGAACAGAUCAAACGGGAGCGUUACCUGACGCAGAAGAACCUGCAUGAAACCAACAUCCAACAGUUUAAGGAACUCAUGAAGCCCGUCACUGAGAAGCUUCAGAACCAGGCUGAAGACCCGGAGAUGGAGUUGGAGUUGGACCUGAAGCUGUGA
Rhinichthys klamathensis goyatoka is the source of this 2873-nucleotide messenger RNA. RefSeq names its product anoctamin 6 (gene ano6). Gene Ontology annotation, cellular component: plasma membrane. Gene Ontology annotation, biological process: calcium activated phosphatidylserine scrambling; chloride transmembrane transport; calcium activated phosphatidylcholine scrambling. Bases 114 to 2873 code for a protein of 919 amino acids. Gene Ontology annotation, molecular function: chloride channel activity; protein dimerization activity. The record is from RefSeq and is a predicted model, not a curated record. Lineage: Eukaryota; Metazoa; Chordata; Actinopteri; Cypriniformes; Leuciscidae. The transcript is spliced from 20 exons.